GUCGUGGGUCAUUCCUCUCUCAAAAUGGAGUUGUCUGAGUCGGUGCAGAAAGGGCUGCAGUCUCUAGCAGACGCGAAGUUUUUCGACAUGAAAACCUUCUCAGUGUUCAUAGAAGUGGCUUUUCGCAGUUUGCUAUCAGCCCAUGCAGAUCGUAGUGUUCUCGAUCAGCCUGAAUUUAAACGUCUUGAUCAGAAGUUGCUGAAACAUUGUCAUACUGCUGCCACGACCUGCAUACUGGAGGGGGUCAAACAAAAUGCUGACAAGUCCACUAUAAGUGCGUGCUUGGAGGAUGUUGGUUUUGAUGCGGAGAGAACAGAAGUUUUCUACACUACGUACCAGAAAUGUAGAAGUGAUCUGGAAACUCUAUUGUCAAGUUUAGGGAGAUGUCCACCUCAUAUCAAUGACGUGUCCUGGCGCCUGGAGUACUGUAUCAAGAACGGGCAUGUGCAUAAGGUCAACGAGCCGUCCUAUCUGAUUUCAUUAAACGUUCAGAAUGCCAACAACGGAGGAUCGUCAGAAGAUCUACAUUUUAGCUGCACGAUGGAGCAACUUCAGGAUUUGGUGGGAAAGAUGAAAGACGCUGCCAAGAGUCUCGAGAAGGCUACGCAGUUGUAAACUUGCGUUGUGCUCGAAGCGCCCUGCAAGAACUGUGGAAUCCGGUUUCUCACGUGACCCCUCUUCUCAAAGCAGUGUUGAUAUUAUGUGUGCGCAUUGUAUUUUAUACUAAUUUCUUUCAUAAGUAUAUAUACUGUUGGUUGUCGGUUCUGCAAAGAUGUAUUAUCAAUAAAUACGUUCAAUGAAA
Oncorhynchus gorbuscha (pink salmon) is the source of this 802-nucleotide messenger RNA. RefSeq names its product COMM domain containing 3 (gene commd3). NCBI's taxonomy places the organism in Eukaryota, Metazoa, Chordata, Actinopteri, Salmoniformes, Salmonidae. The transcript has 8 exons. The coding region runs from base 25 to 615 and encodes 196 amino acids. The record is from RefSeq and is a predicted model, not a curated record. Gene Ontology annotation, biological process: sodium ion transport.